CCCUUUCAGAGACCUUCUUCUUCUGCUCAGGGUGACGAUGCGCCUCGUGCUCCGACCCUGAGCGGCUCCAGCAGACCCCUGCGCCUUUGCUUGCGGGACCCAGUGACCAUGCUGACCGAGCGUCCGACAGCAGAGAGAUCAGAGCCACCGCCCACGCUCCGGCCCGCCGUAUCAUGUCCCAGCAGCUCGGCAACGGUUCCCACGCAGGCGAGCCGCCCGAGGCCCCGCUGAGGUGGGCCGCGCUGCUCAUCGUCCUGGUCAUCGUCCCGACCAUCGGAGGAAACAUCCUGGUCAUCCUGGCCGUGUCGCUCGAGAGGAAGCUGCAGAACGCCACCAACUACUUCCUGAUGUCGCUCGCCGUCGCCGAUCUGCUGGUGGGAGUCCUGGUGAUGCCCAUCGCACUCGUCACGAUCCUUUACAACUCUAGGUGGCCCCUGCCGGAUUUCCUCUGCCCCAUCUGGCUCUUCCUAGAUGUGCUCUUUUCUACGGCGUCCAUCAUGCACCUCUGCGCCAUCUCCUUGGACCGCUACAUCGCCAUCAAGAGGCCCAUCCAACACAGCCAGUAUAAAUCCAGAGCCAAAGCGCUGGCCAAGAUCGCACUCGUUUGGCUCAUAUCGAUCGGUAUCGCGAUCCCAAUCCCAAUAAAGGGGCUGAGGAACCUUCACAACAACAUCACCUUCAACGGCAACCACACGUGCCUGCUGAAACCAGACACCUUCUCAGAGUUCAUCAUUUUCGGCUCCCUGACGGCGUUCUUCAUCCCUCUGACCAUCAUGAUGAUCAUCUACCUGCUCACCGUGCAAGUGCUGCGCAAGAAGGUCUACCUGCUGCGGUCCAAGGUGUCCCAGCGCUUCAGCUCCUCGCCCAUCUCCACGGUUUUCCAAAGCGACCCGGCCUUGGCUUCGCCUCAGGCCGAGCAAACGAACAUGCUGGACGUCCGGCUCUCCCGGCUCCAGGACAAACAGACAGCGGGGACGAUGGGCGCUCCCACGGAGAAGGAAAUAUCCUUCCGCAGGAUGUCGACGAUGGGCAAGAAGUCCAUGCAGACCCUGAGCAACGAGCAGCGCGCCUCCAAGGUGCUGGGCAUCGUCUUCCUGCUGUUUGUCGUCAUGUGGUGCCCGUUUUUCAUAACAAACAUCACCUCCGCCCUGUGCUCCGGCUGCGUGGAGACGGUCGUUUCCCGCCUGAUGGAGAUCUUCGUGUGGGUCGGUUACGUGUCGUCGGGGAUUAACCCCCUGGUCUACACGCUUUUCAAUAAGACCUUCAGGGAGGCGUUCGCGCGUUACAUCACCUGCGACUACAAGAGCUGCACCACCAGAGACAGGCAGGGCCGGCAGCUCGGCCCGAGCACCGCCGACUGGACCCUCACCAGCCUGUCGUUUAAAUCCUCCGUGGCGGAGAACUCCAAGCUGUUCAUGAAGCGGGGAAUGAGGAACGGCAUCGGACGAGUGAGCUACCAGAGUCCUCUGCGGUGCCAGCAGGCGGCCCAGCCACCAGGGGGCGUCCUGCUGAACACCAUCCUUUUGGCUGAGAACGAGGACUUCAGGCAGGAAGAGCACAGAACCAGAACCUGCCCAAAGCACAACGGGACACAAAGAUAUUUACCUUAGAAGAAAACGACUAAAUAAACUAAAUUUGAGAGGAAUAAAAACAGUCUGCCAACAACUUUUGGGCCUGUAGACUCAAGCUGCUUGAUGUUAUAUCGAUAAAUGAAGA
This is a messenger RNA of Fundulus heteroclitus (mummichog), 1716 nucleotides long. RefSeq names its product 5-hydroxytryptamine (serotonin) receptor 2B, G protein-coupled (gene htr2b). Gene Ontology annotation, cellular component: plasma membrane; dendrite. Lineage: Eukaryota; Metazoa; Chordata; Actinopteri; Cyprinodontiformes; Fundulidae. The record is from RefSeq and is a predicted model, not a curated record. The transcript is spliced from 4 exons. Gene Ontology annotation, biological process: regulation of behavior; chemical synaptic transmission; vasoconstriction. Gene Ontology annotation, molecular function: neurotransmitter receptor activity; G protein-coupled serotonin receptor activity. Bases 174 to 1610 code for a protein of 478 amino acids.